AUGGUCAUGCAUAACUUCUGCCACCCGUGCGAUUGUCAGGUCAUGGAUUCUUUAUCCUCGAGAUCUACGGUGCAGCAGUUGGCCACAGCUUUGCAGCUUUCCAUUCCGGUGUCAGCUGCAUCUCUCGGAGACUCCACACUGCUUUCGUUUGGCCUUGGCACUGUGAACCUGGAAGGUCUCGAUGCUUUACUGGCAUCCAAAGGCUGGUCACCUGAUGCUGAUGAGCUCCCUGUUCUCAGGAUGCUGUGGGUGCAGGCCCACAAGAUCUGUACUUUGCCGUCGGUGGCCUCAGAUACCUCGGCGAGUACUUUGCACUCAUCUUGGGCAGAGACCUUUCCUCCCAAACUUUCCACAGAAACCACUUUACAGUUGAAGCGUGAUUUCGAGAAAGCCUACCCUUCCGAAGUUCUCGACGACACCAACUUUCCGAGUGCACGCCUACUUUCCCUUGCUUACAGGCUAAAAGGCACGACGGACUGGAAGUUCAUCUCCUGGAAACACAGACUUUCCAAACAGCAAGAAGAAGACUACAACUCGGCUCGGCCCAGAAAGUUGGCAAGAUUUGAGAACUUUACCGACGUCCUUUACGACGACGUGCCCUCGCGUAACGUUGCGGAGAAUAUGGGAUUGUAUGGGAUAAGCAAUUUACUUUCCAUACAUUCCAACGCCCUCGCGCUUGCGGACAUUGCUCAUCUCGCUACUUUACGUUCCUAUGAGCGUAAGUUCUUGAAACAUGUCCAGGCGAGAACAGACCCAACUUUGCGCCCACCAACGCACAGGAGUGCGAAGCCGCGGCUCGCUCCUUUCAAAGGCGGCAAGAAAGGGGAUGGCAAGGGUGGAAAGGAGCCCUGGAAGGGCCACACUCCCAAGGGGGGUAAGUCCACGGGGGGCAAAGGCGGCACAACUCCGGGAAAGGGGAAGUCUACCUUUACCAAAGGUACUCAUGCCUUUGAGUGGGCAAACAAGGCGAAGAUCAAUGGAGAGACCAAGGUGCUUUGCAUGGCAUACAGUACCCACAAAGGCUGCACUUCCAACAAUUGCAAGUUUGAGCACCUUUGCCCCGUGAUCCUGGAGAACGGUAAGAUUUGCCUGCAGAAGCAUCCGGCUUUUCAGCAUGCACAAAAGGCAGGCGAGGAAGGCCUGGUUCCAGUUGCUUUGCCUGCAGAUGCUACAGGCUUUUUCCUGGACAUCAACGGGGGGCCCGGCGCCCUCUUUCAGCAGCAUUUCUUGGAGCUGGCUGUGAUACUUUCUCGGUCGCUCCCGAAAUUUUCCCUGAACGUUGCCCUUUUGCACAUCCUGCUUUGCGCCAGUGAUUUCUCAUCGAGUCUUUUCGAGCGCAUGAUUCAGAUAGCACACGCAUGCUUUGCGGAGAUGGGCGCAGACGCUAUUUUCUGGGACCCACAACGGCACAUCAAAGAGAGAUUCGAGCCACCCUUUGCCAACCAGGAUGGUGCUGGGAUUUACUCGGAUGUACUUUGUGAUCUCAGGUCCAAACUUCGACAGUGGAUCUUUGACGAAAAGAUCCCACAACGUCUACAGGCCCAUGCUUUACUGCACAGCUCAAAGCCACUCUUUCAGGAAGUUGAGAUUCAGCAUCUCAGACAGCUUUUCCAAUCCUGGGUCUCGGAACAAGGAUCGUCACAUGUGGUUGACUGGACGAUUCCGGAUCAUCAACCUUAUGCUUUGCAUGCUUUGAAGUUCUUCUCAGAGUUUGUCAAGGACAAGGAUGAUACACUUUGCCAGUGCCUGCUUGAUGGUGUUCCCACAGGAUACGACAGUGACAUCCCGCUUUCCAAGGUUUUCAUACCGCAUCCGUCGGCACCGGAACUUGAUCACCAGCUUUCCAUUGCCAAGGACAACUGGCAGAGUGCCAAUAAUGACCCGGAUACUUUGCGGGAGCUGGUGCAUGCUGAGGUCCAGAAAGGAUGGUUGUUUGAGAUGCCUUCUUUGCAGGCGGCACAGGAGCGUUGGGGAGAGCGCGUCUACAAGAUGUUCGAGAUUGCUUUCCUUUACGCCUUCAUGCAGGCCUGUGUGAAGGCUUCCAUCUCGACGUCAAGGCGGCGCAUAAAACGGUUCGUGUCAAAGAGGCGGACCAGGGACUGCUUGGUGUCACUUUACCGGGAGAAGAGGGUAAAGAUGACAAACUUUUCUUUUACCGGAGCAAACUUUUCUGCUUUGUGGUUUCAACGGCUGGCGGGUAUGCUUUUACGCCUCAUGCAUCUCUGGAUCUUUGUGCGCCAUGCUCUCAUGGGUUACGUCGACGAUUUCCUUUUCAUCCAGGACCGUGAGUGCAUCCUUUAUUCCGCGUCACUCUUACUUUGCUUUACAUCUAUAUUCGGAGUGCCUUUGAGCUGGGCCAAGUUGCAAUUGGGGAGUUGCAUUACCUGGAUUGGCUGGACAUUCAACUUUACCAGCGGCUCUUUUCAUAUUCCGCAAGAAAAAGUUGAUAAGCUUUUCAAUUUGAUCAAGGAAGCUACACGGUCCAGAAGGGUUACGAGUGCUUUGCUCCACAAGUUGGUGGGACUCCUACAGUGGUUCUGUCAGCUUUACAGAUCGUGCAAGCCUUGGCUUGCGUCUCUUUUCUCAGAUCUGCAUCGGCAUUUGGCUUCCCAGUAUAGCAUAUCACAGGGGCUCUGGCCUUCUUUGGCUAACUACCUAGAUGAUGAUCUCCGCUUUACAUCCGUACCUCCGGGUACCCAAGUUCCACUUGGAGGCAAGCUACUGGAAGCACGACAUACAGAACUGAAAACAAAGCAAGACCUUUGCAAGGUACGUACUUCCAAUCGGAUCUGGAUACGGGUGACCAAUCCCAAAUCUGAUCGGCGUUCUUUGUCACCAGCAACGCGGACCUUUCUUUCAUUCUGGAGAGAAUGGUGUCAAAUACCUCAGCCUUACACUGCUCUUUCUGUUCCUUUGCGACUCCAGGUUGAGGCCUUUGCGGAUGCAAGAGCUGAUGGCGAGCUUAUUGGGAUUGGCGGUUUUAUUGCUUUCCCGUCUGGUGCAUACAUCUGGUUUUCUCAAGCUUGGCAACUUUCCGAUCUGUCAGUUUUGGGUUUGGAACUUCGCCGACCCGCGCACAAAGAUAUUGCCUGUUAUGAGACUUUGGCGCAGAUUGCUUUGGUACAUGCUUACAGGUCAGUAUUUCCUUCGGGUCGAGUGGCAGUUCGCCUCCCCUCCUUUUCUGACAACGCCUCGACAGAGGCAUUGGGUGCGAAACUUUACACCGCCAAGUGGCCACUGGGAGCGUUUGCCCAGAAACUUUCUCUCAUAUCCGCAGCUUCGGGUAUCGAGCUGGAUAUUUCUCACAUCGCCGGUGAGAAAAAUGAUGAUGCAGAUAUGUUGAGCAGGUGGAAUCAAACUGAUUCUUUACCUGACAAAUGGCGCAAAGAAGACCGGGUGGACUGCUCUCUCAAGUUCAUCUGGUUCUUUCGCAAGGAGGUCCUUGUGUGGCCUUCCCACUUUUCUUUACCAGCAGUGACACAGGAACGACAUGUGUCAGAUGAUGACAUAUGA
Symbiodinium sp. CCMP2592 is the source of this 3513-nucleotide messenger RNA. NCBI's taxonomy places the organism in Eukaryota, Dinophyceae, Suessiales, Symbiodiniaceae. The record is from the annotation of a GenBank genome assembly.